AGUUCUCCUCUGGCCGCCUGGGUGCCAUGGCAACAGAGACAGGCUGUAACCUGGGUUCCGGAAGAAGAAAGCUGGAGCGUGGAAACUACCCGGUCAAAGGAUGCUGAGUCCCGAGCGCCUAGCUCUACCGGACUACGAGUAUCUGGCUCAGAGACAUGUCCUCACGUACAUGGAGGAUGCAGUGUGCCAGCUGCUGGAGAACAGGGAGGAUAUUAGCCAGUAUGGCAUUGCCCGGUUCUUCACUGACUAUUUUAACAGCGUAUGCCAAGGAACUCACAUUCUCUUCCGGGAAUUCAGCUUUAUACAAGCCACACCUCAUAAUAGAGCAUCAUUCCUUCGGGCCUUCUGGAGAUGCUUCCGAACUGUAGGGAAAAAUGGUGACCUGCUGACCAUGAGGGAGUACCACUGUCUGCUGCAGUUAUUGUGCCCAGACUUCCCGCUGGAGCUUACUCAGAAAGCCGCCAGGAUUGUGCUCAUGGAUGAUGCCAUGGACUGCCUGAUGUCUUUUUCAGAUUUCCUUUUCGCCUUCCAGAUCCAGUUUUAUUACUCAGAAUUCCUGGAGAGUGUGGCUGCCAUCUAUCAGGACUUGCUAUCUGGGAAAAACCCCAAUACAGUGAUUGUCCCAACAUCAUCCAGUGGGCAACACCGCCAACGACCUGCCUUGGGUGAUGCCGGUAUGCUGGAUGGAGUGGAAGCAUCACUGUUCUAUCAGCGCCUGGAAAACCUGUGUGACCGGCACAAGUACAGCUGUCCACCACCAGCGCUUGUCAAAGAGAUCCUGAGCAAUGUCCAGAGGCUGACUUUCUAUGGAUUCCUUGUGGCCCUCUCAAAGCAUCAUGGGAUCAACCAAGCCCUGGGAGCUUUGCCAGACAAAGGAGACCUGAUGCACGACCCAGCCAUGGAUGAAGAGCUGGAACGGCUGGUGGUGAGGUCGAGGCUGUACCGGACCCCGCAGCAGCAAAGGGGCAAGGAGCCAGGGGCCUUUGGCUUUGAAGGAAGAGACAAGCUGGAGGCCCCGGAGACAGUGCCCUCAGCUUUGGCACCAACGCCCAACCCAUAUCGGUGGGAGCCCAGAGAGUGAGCGAAGGGCCACACUGGGCAGGGAGGCAGGACGGAGAGGACACUGACCCACAGGGCCCCUUGGGGGCUUUAUUUUGACACCACUUUGUUUCAAUACAAACAGUGCUGAAAGAAAGUCAUGUCCCUCUGGGGAGGGAUGAGGGAAGAGUGGUCUGUGUUGUUUGGGAGCCCAACCUGCAAUCCACAGGUAGAGGUUGGGCCAGACUGCCAGUGUGGCAGGUGAGAUGGCACCAAGGAGGACACAGUGCGUGGCCCAGCUGCCAGUGGGUGGAGCCUGCAGCUGCAGGCCCUCACACUCUCACUGGUUGAUGGGGUGCUGUCCAGGACCCCUAAACCAGGAUGAUGCAGAUGAUAAAAGCUGAGCUCCAGGGCUGCUUUCUCUCAGUCUUAGCUUCCUCAGCUAACAGGUUCACAGCAUCCAGGCAGGACACACAGAUGAGACUCACCAUAGGGCCAAGGAGGACACAAAGAGGACCUCAAGCAUAGACAGAGGGCGCUGUGACCCACAGUAAUGGUAGAUAAAGGCUCUCAAACACCUAGGCAGAAGUCAGCCUUCAAGGGACAGCUGUGACAAUGGAAGAGUGCUCAGGCCUCCGGGCUAAUCCCAAAUAAAACCUUUGGGUACCAAGCAAAAGUUCUAGCUCUUGGUGAGCUACCAGGAUCCUUCUCCUAACCCUUCCCUGGAACCCAGAAGAGGCCACUGACAGGAACAGCAGUGACGAGUCCAGAACUUCUCCCUGAGGGCUGAUACAGCACAACUCUUGCUAGGCCUCCCCUGUUUCCAGAAGAUGGACGCCCAAGCCCCCAGACCACCUACAAGGAUCCUAGAGCCUGCAGAAGCCUUGUGCCUUCCCUCCUUGGGGAAGAAUUAGAUCCAUAAAGCCAUCCUGAUGGAGCUCCCCCCUCACUCCCAGUGCAGCAGGCCAAGCAGCAGCAGCUUUGGGGCAAGACUGGAGAAGAACACUAGCAUGGAGGGAGAGUGUGAGGGGAUGAGGACAAGGACUCGAUGCACAGGCUGAAGACAAGGGCUGAUGCCGACCAUUCCCCGCUCCAAGAUCCUCCCAAGUCAUCCAACUCACACACCACACACACAAAGUCAACAACUCCCCAGACCCACAAGACCGGCAUCUCCAGCCUGGGACUCAGGGUUCUUGCUGUCGUCACCACAGGCCUGAGCCAUGGAGCCUGGAUCAGUAGGAACCGUAGCGAUCCUGAGUGGGGAGAAUAAAAACACAAAGUCAGAGCCUCCCACAGAAUGAGGGCUGGCUACUGCAGAGGGCUGGGGACCCCCAUGUUGGAAGUUUGUGGUGGAAGCUGGGGUAAAAGCCACCUGGAUACUAAGGAAAAGGCAAGUCCUGCCUGGCAGAACCUGGGAGGAGGAGAGAGCAGUACAAGGAACAAGCUUAGGCAAAUCAGUGCAGACACAUUAUCACCUUAGGGAGAGGCUUAGCCCAAACUCAGGGAUGGAGAGUAACUACCCUGCCAAACCCAAGUGCUCUCUAAAGAGCUGCCCAUGGCUACUCAGCAUAUUAGAUACAGUAGAAGGCAAACUUUUUCCCAGGUCCAGCAGCGCAGCCUCACCUGUAAGGAAUUCAUCACACCAUUGGCCAGCACAGCCAUCUUGCCAGCCACAGACUUGACACCCUGCUUAAACUGGGCAAUGUCAGCUGUAGGAAGUACAUUCCCCAGAGAUACAGUUCCUGUAAAAUUAAGGGAAGGGGUGGUCAAGAGCUCUGCAAAAAGCCCUUCCCACCAACAGGGCACCCCAGCUGUGCUCAUCUGAUGCCAGUGACAACACUGAGGCCCUACCUCCUCCAUGAGCUCCAUCCAUGUUUCCAAAAAGGUCUGAAGAGCUGAUGGCACUGCUGCCCGAAAGCUGCUGUAACCGAGACCUAGCUUCAUACUGUGUGGGGAAACGACAAGGCUGGGCGAUCCUUGGCCAGUGAUAAAAGAACUCAUUUAUGCCGGAUUAGGUUAUCCCGAUGCUAAGGCCAAGAACAGAAAGGGAAGCCCCGGCUUCUACCUGCUGCCGCCACGCAGACAACUUCACUAACCUCAGAAUCCACCUCACGACCAAAGAACAUGUCGGACGAGAUGGCUUUGGCUCCUGCAAACUUCUGCCGUGCUUCACUGGACUCAAGGCCUGAGCUCCGAGUCUCCACUUCCCUCCGACUCGCAGUUCUGUGGGCAAGUGCAGAACACCUCUGUCCCUUCUCAUUACCCCCAGAGAAAGUUCAGAGACCAAAAACUGUAGCCACUAUGGCUUAUCACGUCUAUCCUGUGACUCUGAGAUUCAAGAACCUUUCCCCCAGUGAGCACCCUCCAGAAGAAAGCCAAGAUCUCCUCUCCCUUUUCUUCACUGAAGCCAAGGUACAAAGAGCCUCAACUACCUACAGCAGACAGAGUGAGGGCUUAGGCCCACUGUGGUCUCACUAAGUCGCAGAAAGAAGGUCGUCCUAUCAUCCCUGCUGCUGUCCUUGUCCUACUCAGAAUCUGAAGUGACCACAUCUGUUUAGCAGACUCACGCCGCCCACCUCUCCUGCCAUAGCCACUCAGUGCCACGAUCACUGUCUCAGAAUCUCGCUGAUGUGGGUAAGAGGGCUGUGCACUUCACUGAUGAUGCAGGCUCUAGGCUGGGGUUCUAUAACUUUCCUUCCAACAACCCAGUGAAGCUUACUUAUGUCCUAUUUUACAAAUGGAUGGUCUACAGUAACAAAACAAUGCUCAUAGUAGAAUAGAGUAAGAUUUUCAAAAAGCAAGGGACCUACCAGGUGGAAAACAUGGGUUUAAUUCCUAAUACUGCAGUCAAUCAAAACUAGAAGCAUAUAGCCUACGGAAGGAACAUCGUAACUGAAACGGAAAAUCAGGCUCCUCCCACCAUAAAACAGAUCCCAAGCUAAAAGCUCCCCACCUGUCUAAUGAAUGGUCACUAGCUGUGUGUGGCUAUUUACAAUUGCUAAAAUUACAUCAAAAACAUUAAAAUUCAGUUCCUCAGCAGCACCGGCUGAACAGCCACAAGCCAGUGCAGCUGUCAAUCAUUUCCAGCACUGCAUCAAGUUCUGCAGACAGCGCUGCCUGCCCACGAUACCUUUCUGAAAUAGGCCGGAUGCUGGAGAUGGUAACUUCAGGUUCCUUCUCUUCUACCCUGUCCAUACCCCAGGCUGCAUCUGAAUCCCAGCGGGAACCAAAAGUUUCUCCCAAGGAAAAGGGGUUGUCCUUGUACCUAGGGAGAUGGCAGAGUAAGCAGCUCAGAGAAACCUGUGAAGGAACAAAACAGCCAAGUCUAUGCCCCCGCAACAGCCUUACUUUGGGGGUCCAGAUGCAAAUGUUCCAACAUCAUCAAACAAGUCAAGCUGUGAACGGGAAGAUUUCGCACUCAGCGGGGUUUCCUGCUCAAUCAUCUGCAUCUCAGACAGCACAGAAUGGGAGAUGGAGCUGUGGAGAAAGCACAGCAGGCCAAAGGCUGUCAAUGAGCAUCAUCAGCUGUUCACGGACCAAGAGCAGCAGCCAGGCUGAUGGGUCUGUUUGUCCAACCGCCACCCACAAUGCAGCUCCUGGCCUGUGCACUGGGCCAGUCCAAGCAGAGAACUGUGCUCUGAACUGUGUGUGAUGACCUGGGAACAAACUCAGAAAUGUUAACAUACCAGCUUUGUUCUCUCAAAAGGCUUUUCCCUAGACAAUGGCUAUUGGUUGUCGUCUUAAUAAUGCACACCGAAUGAUGAGUGCUCAGCCACCA
Mus musculus (house mouse) is the source of this 4816-nucleotide messenger RNA. RefSeq names its product centriolar satellite-associated tubulin polyglutamylase complex regulator 1 (gene Cstpp1). Bases 101 to 1081 code for a protein of 326 amino acids. Gene Ontology annotation, cellular component: cytoskeleton; centriolar satellite. Lineage: Eukaryota; Metazoa; Chordata; Mammalia; Rodentia; Muridae. The transcript is spliced from 9 exons. The record is from RefSeq and is marked validated. Gene Ontology annotation, biological process: regulation of protein complex stability; microtubule cytoskeleton organization. Gene Ontology annotation, molecular function: protein-macromolecule adaptor activity.